AAGUAAACUAAUAGAAUGGGCUUCCCCGAAGCCCGAUAAAGCCAGUCUUCGUUGUUGCUGUUUAACCAUGCCAUGACUUCUGCCAACCUCCGCCAUUACUAACGAUUUACUGUUAACCCUAACCGGCGGAGACACAAACCAGAUUGAAUUCUCACUUGCAAGCAGAGAGAUAGAUAGAUGGAUAGCAGAUGAUAUGAAGCUGAUUUAAACUAAAAGGGAAGUAGAGGAAACAUGAGCAGCAGCAUAGUAGCAAAGGAAGCAAUAGAGGUGAUAGCACAGGGCAUCGGAAUCACGAAUCUGUCCCCUGAUGUUUCCCUCACUCUGGCUCCCGACGUGGAGUACCGUCUCCGGGAGAUCAUCCAGGAGGCAAUUAAAUGCAUGCGUCACUCAAGGAGAACUGCCUUGACUGCUCAUGAUGUUGACACUGCUCUCAUCUUAAGAAAUGUCGAGCCAAUUUAUGGUUUUGGUUCUGGAGGAGAUAAAGUUCCAUUGCGGUUCAAAAGAGCUGCUGCUGCUGGACAUAAGGAUCUAUAUUAUAUCGAUGACAAAGACGUCAAUUUUAAACACGUUAUUGAAGCCCCUCCGCCAAAACCCCCGCUUGAUACUUCUCUUACCUCACAUUGGUUAGCUAUUGAAGGUGUUCAGCCUGCAAUUCCCGAGAAUGUUCCGAUUGAAGCACUUGGAGUAAUCUCUGAUGGCAAAAAAUCUGACUACAAGGAUGAUGGUCUUUCGAUCGAUGUCAAACUACCUGUCAAGGACAUAUUGUCAAGAGAGCUUCAGCUUUACUUUGAAAAGGUCACAGAGCUUACUGCGAGGAGGUCUGAAUCUGCUAUCUUCAAACAAGCAUUAGUGAGUUUGGCCACAGACUCAGGACUGCACCCUUUAGUUCCUUAUUUCAUACAAUUCAUUGCUGACGAGGUUUCAAGGAAUCUGAAUAAUUUUUCUCUUCUCCUUGCUGUGAUGCGCAUUGCCCGAAGCCUUCUUCAAAACCCAUACAUUCAUAUUGAACCUUAUCUACACCAAUUAAUGCCAUCUAUUAUUACCUGCCUAGUUGCAAAAAGAUUAGGUAACAGAUUUUCUGACAACCAUUGGGAACUCAGAAACUUCACAGCGAACCUGGUUGCUUCGAUAUGCAAAAGAUUUGGGCAUGCUUAUCACAAUCUGCAGCCUCGCAUCAUAAGGACUCUAGUCCAUGCGUUCUUGGACCCAACAAAAUCAUUGCCACAACAUUAUGGUUCAAUACAAGGAUUAGCAGCUCUAGGACCCAGUGUGGUUCGUCUUCUUAUACUACCAAAUCUAGAGCCGUAUUUACUCCUCCUUGAACAAGAAAUGCUGCUUGAGAAGCAAAAAAAUGAGAUAAAGAGACAUGAAGCUUGGCAGGUUUAUGGAGCUUUGACGCGUGCAGCUGGUCUCUGUAUGUAUGAUCGGCUCAAAAUGUUACCUGGUUUGUUUAUUCCACCAAGUCGUGCUAUCUGGAAGAGCAAUGGAAGAGUUAUGACUGCAAUGCCAAAUAAACGCAAAGCUAGCACAGAUAACUUAAUGCAGCAACCACUGCUUAAGAAAAUAGCAACAGAUAGUGCAAUUGGUGCAAUGCCAAUGAACUCCAUGCCAGUUGAGAUGCAAGGGGCAGCAAGUGGAUUUCCUACAGCUGUUGGAGCUUCCAGUGUGUCAGUAUCAGCAAUAUCUCGGCAGUUAUCCAAUGAAAACGUGCCACGAAGAGAGAUUAGUGGAAGGGGGUUAAAAACGUCAACUGUUCUCGCACAGGCUUGGAAGGAGGACAUGGAUGCAGGCCAUUUAUUAGCGUCACUAUUUGAACUUUUCAGUGAAAGCAUGUUCUCCUUUACUCCCAAACCUGAGUUGUCUUUUUUCUUGUGAUUAGCAGUAGAUCAUUAACAAUGUCACUCAAUAUGCGUGUAAAUUCUGUCAAAUUCCAUGCUAUUUGUUCUACAACAGGCUAAUAGUUAUCGAUCAUUGACGAAUGGUGUAUUGUCAAGGACACUUCUGCAUGUAAAGAGAGUACAAUUUUGCCAGAAUUCCUCGUAAAGUGGAGGAGCUGACAUGUGACUAUGUGCUUUCGACUA
Molecule: messenger RNA, 2081 nt
Organism: Populus trichocarpa (black cottonwood)
Lineage: Eukaryota; Viridiplantae; Streptophyta; Magnoliopsida; Malpighiales; Salicaceae
Product: transcription initiation factor TFIID subunit 6
Exons: 11
Coding region: 232-1875 (547 amino acids)
Biological process (GO): RNA polymerase II preinitiation complex assembly; transcription initiation at RNA polymerase II promoter
Cellular component (GO): SAGA complex; transcription factor TFIID complex; SLIK (SAGA-like) complex
Molecular function (GO): RNA polymerase II general transcription initiation factor activity; transcription coactivator activity; protein heterodimerization activity
Source: RefSeq, a predicted model, not a curated record